Messenger RNA from Python bivittatus (Burmese python), 6094 nucleotides. The record is from RefSeq and is a predicted model, not a curated record. Lineage: Eukaryota; Metazoa; Chordata; Lepidosauria; Squamata; Pythonidae.
GUUCAGGAGGGGAGGGGGUGCCGCUCCCUCUGCCCGGCGCGGCCUGCUCUGUCUCUUCCCUUCACUCUCAUUCUUCCUCAGCCCUUUCGCCCUCAUGCCGUUUUAUUUCAGGAGAGGCCGAAGAGGCCUGUUUAAACAUAUAGCUCAUGGCCUGAUCCCUGCAGCUACCAUAGCUCCUAAACCUGCUGUCCCCCGCACCCCUCCCCCUCGUAGUCCAAACCCUUCUCCAGAAAGGCCCAGGUCUGCUCUAGCAGCAGCUAUUCUUGUGACAACCUUAACUGGGCGAACUGUUGCCAUCCCUCAGCCUCGUCAGCGAUCUUUUUCUGAAAGUGAUGCCAGCUACUUGCAAGAUCAAGAAAAUUGUAUUGAACCAUAUGCCACUAUCACUGAGCUGCGAAUGGGUCCAAACUGGAAGAGUGAUGGUGAUGAAAGGAGUGCUGUACAAACUUUGGAAGCAUCUGGCAGUUGUUGCGAGGAUGAGGACGUGGAUACAUAUACUUCGGAUACAGAAAAAGAAUCAGAUCCGGUCUGUCAGUUUAUUGAUAAAAGAGAAAGCAUUAGUCAUGAGGUUCUGUAUGCUAUGCCACAUAAAAUCAAACAGGAAAAUCUCCCAGUAUCUUCUAGUGCCAAUGGUGAAGAAGAUUCUUCUGUCUGUGAACCAACAUGUCUCAUUCAUCCAAAUGUUCAGGUGGAAGAAAUUGAAUACCCUGGAGUGAAGUUUAAGGAAAACAACUCAGCUGAAAAUCCCCUGAAUGAAAAACCUCCAUCAUCUUCAGAUGCAGUGCUUCACAGAAAGCAGGAACAGAUGGUUCUCCCUAGAGAGAAGUUCCAGAAAUUAAAAGAACAAAAUUGGUAUCUCAACAAUGCAAAUCAGACCUUAUUUUCAGAACUUGAACAAUCAAAGCAGUUAAUGAAGGAACUCCAAUUAAAAAUUAAGAAACUGGAAAAAGAGAACAGACAAUUUAAAGAAAAACAGAAUUCACACAAUCAAGAGGAAUGUGCAGAAUUGAUUUUGUUAAGACAACAAGCCCAGGAAUUAGUGGAUGAAAAUGAUAGUUUGAAAAUGACCGUUCACCGUUUAAAUGCAGAACUGAGUCGUUAUCAAACUAAGUACAGACCAAUUACUCCCAGUGAGAGUAUAAAGAUUGGAAGUCUGCCAAUGAAGAAACCAAUACCCCCAUGGCUGCUUGACAUGAAAUAUUUAUCCCCUCUUCUGCUGGCAUAUGAAGACAAAAUGAGGGAAAAGGAAGACUUGAUUCUAGAGCAUGAGGAGAACAUGAAGAUUUUUAAAGCACAAGUAGAAGAAGUAGUGAAGGAAAAUGAACAGUUACACCAACAAUUAAGUAAAAAUACUAUUGGUACUUCUAUUAGUACCAAAGAAUGGCAGCAUUUGCAAAGCCAAGCCAAGCUUGUCUUAGAGGAAAAUACAGUAUUAAUGGAGCAGCUUAAAAUACAAGAAACCAAAAUAAAAGAUACCAUCAACCAACAUGUUAAAGAAGUUUCCAAACUGACCAAACAGCUCAUUAUUUUGGAAGCUGAAAAACAAAACCAAGAAGUGGAGAUGAAGGAUUGUCAGAAAAAGUUGGAAGAAUUACGCUCUGCAUACAAAGAAUUAAAGGCCAGUGUUAGUGAUUAUGUAACAGCAGAGGAACACAUCUCGUUGGAAAAUAAAUUUAAAAACCAAUUGCAGGUGGAACAGCAAAAGAGAGAGAUGGAGACGCAGGAACUAAUGAAAAAACUAGCGUCUGUUCAAGCAGAAACAAAGAGCCUUCUUCUAGAGAAAAAUGACCUGAAGGCAGAAAACAAGGUUCUAGAAGCUGAGCUGGAAAUGGCACAGAAGAUUAAAAGGCGAUCGCAGAAGAAGAUAGGUCUUCUGAAGCAGCACUUGGAAGAAACAAUGGAAAAGGAGAUGGCUGCACACCAGUAUCUAGUAAAUAUGAUCAGCUUGGCAGAAAGUAUAACUCAAGAACGUGAUCAGCUUUUAAACCUGGCCAGUUCCUUGGAGAAAGAGAAGCAUGGCGUUCUCAACAAAAUAAUGGAAGGAAAUAUACGUCUAGGAAGAUUAGAAGAGAAGGUAAAGGUGUAUAAAAAGACAGCUGCUGGCAAGCUUGGGGACAUCAGUCUCAAAGUGACAGAGCAAGAGAAGGAAUUUGCGGGGAGGACUGCUCAGUACCAGCGAGAAAUGAAGCACCUCCAGCGGCUGCUGCAAGAGAAGCAGGAAACCCUUGAUGAAGCUCUGCAGCAGAAGAGAGAAAUAGAAGGUGAACUUGAAAUAAUUUGGGAAUCAACCACCAAAGAAAACAAGAGGAUGAAAGAACUCUUGCAUAAAUCUCUGGAGAAGAACACACAGAAUUCUGUCAAUGCUUAUGAAUCACAGUUAACUGACAUUUCUCAGAAAAUCCUGCUGGGUAAAUACGGUUUUAGCUACUGUGAUGUGGAACUAUCCUCACCACCUAAAACUCCGAAUCAACAGGAACCUAAAUAUUAAGGAAACAGGUAUCUCUGCUUCCUCCAAGGCAAAAUAGGAUUGAAAGAAGCAAAUAUAAAGGGCAAACUAGAACCUGGUCAGAAGCAAAGUAUGAUUUACCAGUAGGGUUUAGAAAUUUGCAUGGCUGUCAUUUCUAUUGUGUGAUAAGGAAUAUUGCCUCUAGACCCUUCAAAGCCCUGAGAAUCAUCUUUCAUUCUAAAAAGCAAGUUUCUAGCCUUUAUGGUUACAAAGAAAAUAUAGAUACAGUACUUCAAAAAGGAAAAGGUAGCUGAAUAAAGCUUCUAAUCAAUAGGCAGGGCAGAUUCUGCUUUCAGCACCAACUCUGCAUCUCUUGGUCUUCUGGUUGGCUAUUUUACCUAGCUGUAAUUCUGUGAACACCUUCCAAGAAUAAGCCCCAUUUAAUAUAGUUAUUUAAUGGAAGCCAGAGUUGAAUGCUAUUGUUAGUGAUAGUACAAUCAAUGUGAUCGUUAUUUUUGUAAUGUUACUUUUGAUGUUUUUGUCCUUCAAAUGGAUAGCAACCAGCACCUUUUCUCUGUGUAUUGCAGGUGGAAUUAUAGGUAUCUUACAAUCUGGAAAGAAACUUUUCUAGAUUGUCUUUCUCAGGAAAGAUUAACUCCCUUCCAUAGUCUGAAAAAAACGAAUUAGAGUAUGCAAAUUAUGAGGAAUAUUUGAAAUUUGCAUAUUUUAUUUCUAUCAGUUUUCUGAACAUGGAGUCUGGAAUGCCGCCACCUGCGUUUGAUGAAGUGAGCUGCAGCUCAGGAAAGCUUCUGCCUUUUAAUAAAAUGUGUUAGCUGGAAAAGGUGCUACCAGAUUCCUCCUGAUUCUUGGCCACCAGAGACUAACACAGGACAUUUCUCCUACAAUGUGCACCUUCUCCAAGUAACAUUUCAUUGAUGCAAUCUAAAAUCCAUUUAUGUGUGUGUGUGUAUGUGUGUAUAAAUAAAUGAAAUAACUUUCAUGUUGUCAAUAAGCUAUGUAGAUACUUAAGCCAAAGAAAAAGGGGAUUCAUUUGAAUUGCUCUUACAUAACUCUUUGCACUAUUUAUUAACUACAGAUUGGGAGCUGAAAUGGUUGAACUGAGUCUUGAUUUAACUGGGCUUUUAUAAAGAGAUAGACAAAAAGAACUGAGUAUAUAAUAUCUGGUCCUUUAUUGAAGAGCUUAAUAGAAUUUCCUGUAUUGUGAAGCUAUGUGCCAUUUCAGCUGGACACAAUGAAGAUUUAGUUGAUUAUCUUUUUUCCUUUUCUUUUUUUAUAUAAAGUAUUGCUUAAAAAUAAAAAUUGAAAAGUAUAAGCAAUAUAAAGGAAGAAUAUAUAACUGUAGAGCAAUAUAACUAAUUAGGAGGAAAGGAUUUUGAAAUUGAAAGUCUGUAAUUAUAGUUCUUAGUAUAUCAUGGGUAGAUUCCAGAGGUAAUUAAAGUAACCUUCAUUGAUAGUUUGAAUGUGUGAAUUAUGUAGCUAGGUCAGAUAGUUUUAUUUAGAUUUCCAUCAAAAUUGUUAUAUUUCAGGGAUUCUCCUAACACAAGACAAUCAAAGUGGUUAGUAAGGGUGCACAAAAUUUUUUUUUGAUAAUAUUCAUAUUUUACAAAUGUACAAUACUUAGGCAAAUUGUUUUUUUAAACACUCAGGGUUGUUGUUGUUGUUGUUGUUAUUAUUAUUAUUGAUAAACUGUUGAAAGCAAGACCUCAUUCCCAGUCUUUUGUAAAUCAUCCAAAUGUCUACUAGUAAUUCCAGGUUUGCCUUCUUUCUGUCCUUUUGUAACAUUUGUGUCCUUCAGGUUUAUCAAAUAAUCAACCAUUAUCCAAUCAUGGUGAAAAAAAUCAGGCUUUCUGUAGAGAUUUGAAAGGUUUGCUACAACGCUUCACGCUCUAGCUGCAUUCCUUUGGAGCCCCACCAUCUUUCCUUCUGGUCAGCUGGGAACAGAUUGUGGUGCCCUACUUGUAAUAGCAGCAGAAACCAACUUGCAUCAGGGUUGCUGGGAGCAGGUGGGCAAUGUUAUUCCUUUUCCUUCCCUUCCUUCUUUCCUAGACCUCCGCAGCGCUCCCUCUUUUUCCGCAUGAUCUAGUACCAAGUUGGGUGGAGCACCUCAGACCUGAAAAGGCGGUCCAUCCAUGUUUUAGUGGUUCUUACAAAAGGUGUCAAAAAGGUGAUUUUACAUUCACUCCCCACCCAGUCAUGGCUGUGACUUUGAAGGCAUUGCAUUUGACAUUUCUGCAAACGUAAGCAAGUGCUGCAUCAUAAGCUCCCCUUUUGCAGAGCAGUCACUUCAAAAGCCAUUCUGCAGGAUUUGAUUUAACGUUCAGACAGAGUACUAUCCAAGGUGCUGGCUGUGUUCGGACUUUGUAAAAGAAAUAACUUGUAAAAAUUGAUUGAGGACAGUUUUCCUAUGGUUUUUAGCUUAUUUCUUUGGAUUUCUGGCUAAGCCGUUGUUAUGAGCAUCUUGGAAUAUGCUGAACUCUUUAGAACUUCACAGAUGUAUCCAUUGUCAAUGUAUGUGCACAAACCCAGUGACGUAUAUUCCUUUAAGCACCGAUUCUUUAUUGGCAUGGGCAAUUCUGAAUUGUUAUUUCCAACACACUUGAGCUUGGUCCACAUCAAGCUGUACUAUCCAUCUGAAUUUUGUGUUUCAAGCCAUAGCAAUAAAUAUGUUUCUAUCGUGGCAGUCCAAACAUGAAAGUGGUUUGAGGAAGAUUUUGCGCUCUACCUGCUGUCCCCUACCUUCCCUCUCUCACUCUCUCAGUGUUUUUAAUUUAUUGGGAUCCUAGUGAAUGGUUGGAUGAAUAUCCACUUUUAUAAAUGCUGAUAGUUGUGUACUAUCUACAACUUUCUUUGUUUCCCAAUUAUGUAUUUUUUCAUGUUUUUUAUAAUAAUAAAAUUCUUAUUUUAAAGGGCAGGGAGUCCAUGUGCUAUUUUUUGUUAGAGCAAUUUUCUAGAGGGAACACUGAAUAUUUAGGACAUGAAAAAGAACCUGGUGAGCAUGCUGCUCCUUCUAUUGGUUCAAAAUCAAUACAGUCCUAUGAAAUGCUGACAAAGAUGCAAUAGUGCUGUGGGAUGGCUACUGCUGAUUUAUUCAUGGUUAAUUGGACUUUUAAAGGGCAAAUCUCCAAGAAUCAUGGACACUGUCUGAGAUAAAAGAGAAAUUGUAGAGAAUCACUGUCAGGGUCUUCACUGCAGCUCUAGAUAUAAAAGAGGAGAUAAUUAAAUAAACAGAAUUAAUGAUUAGAAGGGUUUUUCAACUGGGAGAUCUCCUACAGCUUAUGAAAGGAAAUAGCCUUUUCCCUUUUUUCUUCACUUGAUCCUUCUAAAAAAUCAAUUUUCUAUUAAGGCUGUAUUGGCAGUAGACUUAAUUGGAUAUGCACAGAGAGGCAGUGCUUCCCAUGUUAUUCUCAUCUUCCAGAAAUAGAGUACUGGAGUGUUUUAUUUACAGUAUUUAUGGCCUGCCAUAAUUAUUAUUAGAUUAUUAUUUCUGCAUAUACAACUCAUUGCAAGGAAUUAGUUCAACAAGAUCUUAAUACUGAUGCAUUUUAGGCAUCUUUUAAAUUUUUUCCCCCUAUUUUGGCCUCCCCCUGCUGCUAACUCCCCCUAAUAUUUGUCAAUUUUAUGGAUUGC